AUGUCAUUUGCCCCAGGGCCAUGGCCCAUAUACUCCGUAGAAGAUAAAGAAGGCAUGGAAUGGAAUUCUUGGCAUAGCAUAGAACAUCGUGAUUGCACGUGUGUCCUUGAAGUUAAAUUCAUGAAGAGGGUAUCUACCGCAAAGUUGAUCGCGGCCGGUACUUCCGAACGAACAUACCCCAAGACGUCAACUACGCAACCUCCAUCCGUUCCUCCCCUCCCCAACCCAACUCUAAAUCCAUCAAUCUCCACCUCCAUCUCCAUCUCAUCCUCCUCCUUACCAAACUCAUUUCAAUACACAUACAUACCCAUACCCCGUCAAGCAGAGCAACGAGAAGGAACGAGACGAAACGAGACAAGACAAGACAAGAAGCCAGAAGGCCAAGCAGUUUUUAACUCACAUUCUUCCGAAAUAUUAACUUUGAGCCCCCAACCCAUCCCAAACCCAACCAGUCCAGUAAAUCAGCAAACUAGUACAUCAGCAAACCAGCAGACCAGUAAACUUUAUUCCAUCACUACCGAACCCCCUAGAAAACACAUCAACAUCAACACCAACACCCUUCCCAAACAAACAUACAAGCCACCUCUCUACCUCCCUAAAUAG
Molecule: messenger RNA, 603 nt
Organism: Botrytis deweyae
Lineage: Eukaryota; Fungi; Ascomycota; Leotiomycetes; Helotiales; Sclerotiniaceae
Exons: 4
Coding region: 1-603 (200 amino acids)
Source: RefSeq, a predicted model, not a curated record